Molecule: messenger RNA, 1587 nt
Organism: Anopheles marshallii
Lineage: Eukaryota; Metazoa; Arthropoda; Insecta; Diptera; Culicidae
Exons: 1
Coding region: 1-1587 (528 amino acids)
Source: RefSeq, a predicted model, not a curated record
AUGCAAAACAGUGCCGACAAUGCAAACGUCUUAGGAAGCGCGAAAGCUGCUGUACACAUAAAUGGUGUGGCGGUGGAUCAUUUUCAUCAGAAUUCGGACGUAGAUGAGGAUCGACGAUCUCAAUGCCAGAAUAACGACAUACAGGGGUUCAUUUCGUAUUCCUCUGAUAGCAGCAUGAUUGAGCUAAAUCUAAAGUUUCGCAAAUGCGCCUGCAACGAGAACAUCAUCAACAUCUCCAAAGAAAACUUACAACAGAUGCAACGAACCAGUCCAACAGGUGCAGCGGAAUCAACCAAUGCCGAUAGUAGUACUGUCGGUACCGCGAUUGUUGGUCCGGGCAGCGGAGUUUUUAGGAAAGAAGGUAAAAGUAAAAAAAUGCUAGCCAUUAAUAAGGGCAAUUUGAAUAGGUUAAUGUGUAAAUUGAACGAUUCCACGGACAGCCCAUCCUCAUCUUGUACAAAGUGUAGAUUAUCAUUAGACGUCAAGCAUAUUUUAAAGCAGCUCGUUAACAUAAAGACGAAAAAGGACACAGUUGAGUGUGACGGCAUCGGUUGCUCUCGUUCGCCUGGAGCAGAUGAUUCUUGUUCUCGCCGUUCAGCACUUCCGCUCACAAUCGACGAUUCCAUGAUGGGGCUGCGUGCUGAUGAUUCGUUGAUCGGAAGCUCGGCCUCUCCGCUCCCUUCGCCGAACUCCCCUGUGCCAGUAAUAGGUCCACUCGAACGGCGCCAUAGUGAAACAGUUGAACGACGCUCGAUCGGAAUCCAGCAUGCCUCGAGACACCAUCGCAAAAAAACUCCAUUAUUGCGUACGCACGGGAAAAGUAUACCGCAGGCAGAGGAAAUCAUCAUAAUUUCCGAUGAAUUCAGAAGACAAUCGCUGCGUGAUCAACAGUCAAUCCGGGUGCAGAAAAGUCCGAAGAAAAUUUCCAAAUCGAUGGAAAGCAUUGACAAACGCCAUCCACUGUCACUUUCUCUUCGGCCAGUGGCAAUAAGAAGCUUUCAACUGCCUAGUACCGUACACGGUUUAGAUCCAGCCGAUGAGAUGCUAACAAUAGUGGUCAAUACGACUGAAACCAGGGAAAGCAGCACUUCGAAAUCAAUAUCAAAAUCUGUCGAUGAUAUGUCGCUCGGGCCCUCAGGAAAAGGUGAUGAGCUGUCCGCCCAUCCCAAAUCUUCCGAACCUGCUAGCGACGAUGUGGAACUGAUAUUUAUUUCGGACGAGUUUGUCAAGCGAAAGUCCAAAUCUAGUUCGGACGUUAUCAUCGUCCAAAAUGCGGCUGAUCGUAGACGCGAAAGUAGCAGACGCAAGAAACCGACCAAAACUCUAUCAGUGGCUGGUGUAGAAGGUCACAGCACCGAACAGAAAAGGCUUACCAACGCUGGUCGACCCGUUAGCACCGAAGGACGGAUUGUAAAAUCCGCAACCAUACCGGUGGCAGCGUCACCUGGUACAAAAGCGAAAAAUGUCCGUCGCAAAACAACAAUCUCCAACUCGAAUAGUUUUCUCACGUAUGAGGAACCGUUCUCGCCAGAGACGCUUGAAAAUAAAGACAUUGGACAGCUGUUUGCCGAGGCAUCGAUCGAAUAA